Aureobasidium vineae is the source of this 1836-nucleotide messenger RNA. Lineage: Eukaryota; Fungi; Ascomycota; Dothideomycetes; Dothideales; Saccotheciaceae. The record is from the annotation of a GenBank genome assembly.
AUGUCUGGAACCUCGACGUAUAACCCCGCUGCCAAACACUUCAUCAAUGACCCCAAUCACUUGGUUCUCACGGCUCUGAGGUCAAUCACUCUUGCCAAUCCUUCGGUCGCCUUAGAUGCAGAGAACAAGAUCAUCUUCCGUCGUGGAGAUGCUGGCCUCUACAAGGCUUCCCAAGUAUCAGUUGUUUCUGGUGGUGGUGCAGGACACGAACCGUCUUUUGCAGCCUUCGUCGGACCUGGUAUUCUGUCUGGAGCAAUCUCUGGCACUAUCUUUGCUUCUCCCUCCGCAGAGCAGAUCAGAAGGUGUCUCUUGAGUCGUGUUGACACAGCANAAGGUGUUUUGGUCAUUGUCAUGAACUAUACUGGUGACGUGCUUAACUUUGGUAUGGGAGUCGAGGUAAGCUUCUCUAGCUGUUCGGUCAAUGGAAAAAUACUGACCCAUGUUUCAGNNAAAGCAAGAGCAACGGGAGUCGACAUCGAGAUGCUUGUUGUUGGCGACGACGCUGGUGUUCCUAGAUCAAAGGGCGGCAAGGUCGGCAGAAGAGGUAUUGCAGGAACUGUGCUCGUACAGAAGAUUGCUGGAGCACUAGCCGCUACCGNNGGUAUAGCACCUCUCAAGGACGUACACCAUGUCGCUAAGCUGGCUGCUGACAACAUCGUCUCCAUCGGAUCUUCCCUGUCGCAUGUUCACGUUCCUGGUCGCAAAGUCACCGAAGCUGGCGAAGACGAACUCACUUUCGAGGAGGUCGAGAUUGGAAUGGGCUCCGAGCGAACGAAAGCGGAUCUCCCCGAUCUGGUCGAACAGAUGUUGGCACACAUGCUAGACGAGGAAGACAAAGAACGCGGUUUCCUCAAGGUUUCCAGCGAAGACGAGACGGUGGUCUUGAUCAACAAUCUUGGUGGUGUGAGCGUUCUUGAGAUGGGUGGCAUCGCUGCCGAAGUGUUGGACCAACUCAAGAAGCACUACAGCAUCAGGCCUGUCAGAGUUCUCGUUGGCACUUUCAUGACUAGUCUGAACGGCAUUGGUUUCAGCAUCUCCCUGCUCAAGCUUCAGGACACUGGCUUGGACAAAUCCAUGCUGCAGUUGCUUGAUGCUCCUUCGGAGGUCACUGGCUGGGCCACACCUAUCAGCACGGCGACCUGGGAGAACAAGUCAAGCGCUGCAGAUCGAAGAAAGACUGCUAUAGCUGAUGGCCAGCAAGACACAUCUAGCAACCUCACACAGGCCAAGAAAGUGCUCAAGUUAGGUCUGGAGCGCGUAAUCGCCGCAGAACCAGAUGUCACUCACUAUGACACCAUUGUCGACCAUCAUUACANNGGUGAUGGAGACUGCGGCAUAGGUCUUAAGCGUGGUGCAGAAUCGGUGCUUCAGCUCAUCUCAUCCGACUUGGACACGACAGACGCGGCAAUCUUCCUAGGUCGUAUCGUCUCCGUGAUUGAGACGUCAAUGGACGGCACCAGUGGAGCCAUCUACGCCAUCUUUUUGAACGCUUUAGCUGCUGGUCUGCGUUCUCAGUCGCCAGACUCCGGAAGGAAAGAAGCGACAACCGAGGUUUGGGCAAAGGCGGCUAAGCAGGCUCUAGAAGGUCUUGGUAAAUACACACCAGCCAGACCAGGUGACAGAACUCUGGUAGACGCACUUGAGCCCUUCAUCGAGCAGCUGGUAGCGACGAAAGAUCUGAAGAAGGCAGCUCAGGCAGCCAAGGAAGGAUCAGAUGCCACCAAGGGAAUGAAGGCCAGUCUCGGAAGAUCAGUGUAUGUUGGCAAUGAGGGUUUCAAAGAGGUCCCUGAUCCUGGUGCCUACGGUCUUUCGGAGUUCCUGACUGGUCUCGCUGAG